Molecule: messenger RNA, 990 nt
Organism: Penicillium lagena
Lineage: Eukaryota; Fungi; Ascomycota; Eurotiomycetes; Eurotiales; Aspergillaceae
Product: replication termination factor 2
Exons: 3
Coding region: 1-990 (329 amino acids)
Biological process (GO): mitotic DNA replication termination; site-specific DNA replication termination at RTS1 barrier
Cellular component (GO): nucleus
Source: RefSeq, a predicted model, not a curated record
AUGGGUAACGAUGGUGGCAGUAUUCCCACUCGCCGCGAACUCGUGCGCGAGGCGGCCCGCAACCCGAGCACGGCGCAACUGAAAGAAACCCAGCGCGAACAGCAAGAGCAUCACUGGACGACUUGCCCGCUCUCCCAUAAAGCGCUCGUCCGACCGAUUGUCUCAGACAGUGUCGGCAAUCUCUAUAAUAAGGAUGCAGUGCUCCGGUUCCUGCUCCCCGGCGACGACGGCGAGGGCAUGAGCUCCAAGUCCGACUGCGAGGAGAUCCUGUGCGGGCGUGUGAAAUCGCUGAGGGACGUGGUGGAACUGCACUUUGAAAUUGACACCGAACUUUCCGAGCACCCGUCAGACCGCGUCCAGGCGCACCGGCACGAGCGCCGUGAGGGCUGGAUCUGUCCGAUCACUGCAAAGCCGCUGGGUCCGAAUGUCAAGGCCGUGUACUUAGUGCCUUGCGGGCAUGUCUUUGCCGAGGAGGCGAUUCGGCAGUUGAAAGGCGACAAAUGCUUGCAGUGCAACGAAUCUUAUACCGAAGACAACAUCAUCACGAUUCUGCCCACCAAAGAAACAGACAAGCAGCGUCUGAUUGCCCGCGGCCAGAAACUCGCCGAACAGGGCCUCACCCAUUCUCUCAAGAAAGCCCCCGGCUCGAAAAAGCGCAAGAAGCACGCUACCGCGGAGGUAUCGACCGAGCCAGCGGCAGAGACUACCGGAUCAACAGCACCUAAAACCACAUCGGCAUCAAAUAGCCGAAGCAACACAUCCACACUAAUUCCCAACAACGCUUCUAGCAAUGGAAUCAAGAAUGCAGCCACGGCAACACUCACCGCGCGAGUGCUGGGGGAGGAAAAUGAUAAGAAAAAGCGUCGCAAGAUGAUGGGCGGAAAUGAGAAUAUUGAUAGCCUCUUUACGAAGAAGGACAAGGACGGCGGUGUCAAGAGUGCAGAUUUUAUGACCAGAGGAUUUACUAUUCCUGCUUCGGCGCGGAGGUAG